UACGACAUCUUUUCUACGGUCACUCCUGCUUAUAUCUGCUCAACUUUUCACUUCUAUUGACGUAUCCGCAUUGUUCUCCUACUCAGUAAUUUUUUUUCUUGUAGUAUGUGUUCAACGGGUGCUUCAUGCAUUUUCUUUCUCCAAUGCAGCACGAUUGUACAAGUGGUCCUAUACUUUACUGUUGCCUCCAAGUUCUAAUUUGCGAGACUGACAACGGUGUUCAUUAGAGCUACGGCGUUCAUUGCCAGGACCAGCACUGUCUCCGCUCUGAUAUAACAGCUCCAUGAAUGCUGCACUUGAAUACCCCGCCGGGCUUGCAUCCGAGAAGUGUCAAUGCUUACGUUCCGUUUCUUGCUGUCGAUAGGCGCUUGAGGCAUUUAGUCUUUUAUCUUCCUCGGUAUAUUUCUCCAUAGAUCAUUUAUCUUCGUCUGGGAGAGGGUUGUCCCAAGAUUCCGGUUUCUUUCCCGUCAUUGAAUACCGAUAUUAGCUGUUACAGUGCAGGACGUUAGAAAUUCCAGCCGACCCAAUAUUUUUACCCUGGCUUGAAGUACACUUCGAUUCCUGAGCACUUAACUCGCGUCUUCAUAUCGAUACAGCAGAAUACCGUCGGCCGUGUCACAGUUCAUUCCUAGAAUACGGAUUGGCUUGAUAAAGUAAGAACGGCACCUUGAAGCGCUUUUACAUUCUCAUUUUUUAACUGUCUGAUGUCCCUUUCCAAAGAUUCAUUGCUUGGAAAGAUUUUUGCUUCCAUGUACACGACUUUAGCCUGGUUUUUUAUGAUUUCCAAGCGUAACUUCAUCAACGCAAACUUAUUUACGUUUGCUGUCAUUACAAAAAUUUCUUCGAAAAUUCAUUAACACUGUUGGUACAUCUGCAUUCAGAUUUCCUCCUGUCUGAAGAUAAUCAUUCGGAACAUUCCUGAUAUUAACCACGAGGCCUCAAAUACUACGCUUAUUUUCUUGCUAGUUGGUCUUUUCGAAUUGCUUGAUGGCGCGAUAUGGUAGUUAUUGUUCAGAUUCUUCCGAGCACGCUCGUUCUUCCAUUCCAAGCGUGAAAGAUCUCGCAUUGAACAGUCAGUCAUCUCGGUACUGAAUUUCUCUGGUGUCUUCGAGAUUGUCUUCUGAUUGCUACUUCGUUGAGUUCCACGUUAACUUGCUCUUUCCAUCCUUCUGAGCAGUGAUUGUGACUACAUAGUCCACUUCAUGCAUCGUUUCUUUCUGAGGAGCUAAUCUAGUAUAUUCCGCCAUCAAAAAGUUCAAAAUGGAAGUCGUCAGUUUCUGCGGCGUCAAGAACCAUGGCAAGUUUCGCGUUUCGCAGUUCUCUUCUACACCACAUGAGUCAGGCAGAAUCCAGUCGGGAAUUUUCUAUUUUCCAUUGUAUCUUCGUUUCAUCUUUCCACUGGACUUGUCUCCUCGCCUGGCACUACUACUGGUUCUGCAUUCCUGUUUUCAACUGCGGUCCUCAAGCGUACCCAGCGUGCCCCUGCACUACUGUAUGGUCUGCGCUCCAAAAAAUUACUUCGGCCACGAGCAUCACCUGUUCCAGGAGCGACUGCUGUUGCUUCUGCAUUCCCUCGCCUGUGGCGGCCUGCUGCUAAACUGGACUUGUUUCCUCGCCCUGCACUACAACUGGUGUCUUUUACACAGGACUCGUAUUACGGCUGUUUCCUUCCUCCACUGUUUUACAAAUACGCACUGUGUCGUUACAGGUUCUGCAUUCCUGUUUUCAACUGCGGUCAUCAACCGUACCCAGCGUGCUCUGCACUACUCUGUGGUCUGCGCUCCAAAGAAUUACUUCGGCCACGAGCAUCACCUGUUCCAGGAGCGACUGCUGUUGCUUCUGCAUUCCCUCGCCAGUGGCGUCCUGCUGGUAGACUGGACUUGUCUCCUCGCCCUGCACUACUCCUGGUUCUGCAUUCCUGUUUUCAACUGCGGUCCUCAAGCGUACCCAGCGUGCCCCUGCACUGCUCUAGUCUGCGCUCCAAAAGAUUACUUCAGGCUAGAGCAUCACCUGUUCCAGGAGCGACUGCUGUUGCUUCGCCAUUCCCUCGUGAGUGGCGUCCUGCUGGUAGACUCGACUUGUCUCCUCGCCCAGCACUACUACGGGUAAUUGUCGUUUACGCGGGACUCGUAUUACGGCUGUGCCCUCUACUGUUUACCAAGUACGCACUGUGUCACAGGUUCUGCAUUCCUGUUUUCACAAGCAUAUCCAGCGGGUGGUUCUGCCCAUCUAGUCUCCGGCCGUGUUACGCCUGCGUUUUUCUCGCUACUGGCUUUCAGCUGGGAGACGCAGAUUCGUUAUCCGCCCACACGAGGAAACAACCGUAGUACCAGUGGAGCGUAUAGAUGGUACUUGUCAGAAGUAGUGCAGGGAGUUUAAGCCCUGUGGCAUUUAAGCUACCGAGCGUCUGCUUUUGAAUGAAGCCGUGCUUUCCCCUGACGACUAUGGUUAGUGUUCUCUCAGUGCUCCUUUUCUAAAUCCUGUUGCUACACCUUGCCGGUCCCACAAGUACAAAAACUUUAUGGGCUUCCGAUGGUAUUUGCUGUCGAAUGUAUUUACUGUACAGACCUUCGAGUUUAGGUUUAUGCUUCGGAAAGCUUCGCCACAGAGUUUCCAAAAGACUUUUGUGUGUCGCUCUCCCAGUAAGACGACGUUUAAUUACUUCCGUUCCUGGUUAUAUUUCUUUGCUGAUUUCAUUUCCUCCCUAGUAUUUUAUUUCGUCUACUCGGAGUGCCACAUUUUUCACAAUGCUUUGGUAACUCUACGUAGUCUUCACUUUUGUCGAAGGUUGCCG
This is a messenger RNA of Dermacentor andersoni, 2794 nucleotides long. The record is from RefSeq and is a predicted model, not a curated record. Lineage: Eukaryota; Metazoa; Arthropoda; Arachnida; Ixodida; Ixodidae.